UUUAUGUUCAAACCUUAAUCACGGCACGUAAACACCCGGACCUCAGAUAUCGACUCUACUUUGCUUAUAACAGAUAAACAGAUAAACAAGAAAGAGAAUAGAAAGAAACAAUGGCAGACGACAGAAUCGUGUUCUUCUUCGACAUCGACAACUGCCUGUAUCCGCGGUCCUACAAGAUCCACGAUAUCAUGGCGAAGCUGAUUGACGACUACUUUAUGGAGAAGCUCAGUCUCAACUUUGAAGAGGCCUCGGAGCUGCACCAGCGGUAUUAUAAGGACUAUGGACUUGCGAUAGAGGGACUUGUCCGCCAUCACGAGAUUGACCCGCUAGAGUACAACAGCAAAGUCGACGACGCCCUUCCCAUCGCAGAGGUCAUCAAACCAGACCCCAAACUCCGCAAAUUCCUCGAGUCGAUCGAUAAAUCAAAGGUCAAACUCUGGCUCUUCACAAACGCUUACAAGACCCAUGCCUCGCGCGUCGUCAAGGCUUUGCAAGUCGAGGAUCUUUUCGAAGGCGUGACCUUCUGUGACUACGCAGAGGAGAUUCUUAUCUGCAAGCCAAAACCCGAGAUGUUUGAGCGCGCUAUGAAAAUGGCAGGUGUAUCUUCAAAAGACAAAUGCUACUUUAUCGAUGACUCCUUCAUCAACAUCAAGGCAGCGAAAGAAUUCGGCUGGAAGAAAACAAUCCAAUACCUCGACCCGCUCGACAAGACUCCUCCUACUCUCGCUGGUCACUACGAGCUUCGUGAUUUCGAAGAGAUCAAAGGCUUUGCUCCUGAGAUCUUUAAGGAGUAGAUACUCUGAAUACUCAUGAUACAAUAGCUAGAGAUCAAAUCUCAUGUACUUAAUAAAAGCUCUUACUGUUCAUAACUCUCUUGAUUAUACAGUACACCGUUUUUGCUUGCUUGCUUUCUUGCUGCUGCUGCUGCUUUUAGAUGACCCGUCGCAUUAUAUAUAUAAACAUGAAAAAACCAAAUAUAAAUAAAAAAUAAUAAAACAUUUUUCUUUAAUCCUUGGUCUUCUGGGUACCUCUGAGCAGACCUGUUCUUCUGGCGGCAAUAAGACCAGCCUUCUGUCC
Myxozyma melibiosi is the source of this 1077-nucleotide messenger RNA. RefSeq names its product Haloacid dehalogenase-like hydrolase-domain-containing protein. Gene Ontology annotation, biological process: pyrimidine nucleobase metabolic process; nucleotide catabolic process. Gene Ontology annotation, molecular function: nucleotidase activity. Bases 111 to 794 code for a protein of 227 amino acids. NCBI's taxonomy places the organism in Eukaryota, Fungi, Ascomycota, Lipomycetes, Lipomycetales, Lipomycetaceae. The record is from RefSeq and is a predicted model, not a curated record. The transcript has 9 exons.